AUGCAGUCACUGCAAACUGGAGCUGAAUGCAAGUAUGGUAGAGGCUAUCGAGUGGUAAAUGACCAGGCAUCGCUAGUAAGUGAUGCCAGCAAUGAGCCUGGACAACCCAACCCCCAAGCUCAACCCAGCGAACUAAGUCAUACACCCAUCUCCCAAACUCCUAUACCAGAUCUAGUUGGACUUCAAUCUCCAGUCUCAACUAGAACCCGGCUGCCACCAACGUCAAUUAGUGACGAACCACACGCUCUAGGAGUUUCACCUAGUGAGGAGAGUGAGAUUGCCGAGGUCAAUCAGCAUACGAACGGCAUCGAAUACCAUGGCAACACUUCUUCAAUGUCUUUCUUAGGCAGCCUGCAAAAACUUCGAGAGCAACGCGCGACUCAAUCGAAUCCAGCGGAACGCAAAGCAUUCUCACUUGUGUCGGUAUUGCAUAAUCCGAGUUUCGUUUCAAGGCGGAAUUUCACCUCCGACCUGACAGCUGCUCUCGCCGCAAACGGAUUCUAUUCGAAGCGUGCCAAUACAUUCAUCGAGGGUUAUUUUGGGGGAAUUCACUAUGUUCACCCAAUAAUCGAAAAGGAAGAUUUCUUGUCCCGUGCCGAUCUACUCUGGCGUGGCACCGACUGUAGUGACGCUCACUUCGUCGCACUUUAUUUGACUGUUCUGUCUUUGGGUGCCUUGACUCGGACUUGGAACGAAACUACAUUGGAUGGCCUGAACCGCUUUCAAUGGAGUCGGAAACUGUUUGCUGAAGCCCAAACUAUUCUGGACGAAAUCCAGUUCAGCAGUAAAAUAGAGACCAUACAGGCUUUCUACGUUAUGGCAAAAGUAUGCCAGAACGAACUCAACCCAAAUCUCGCUUACAUGUACCUGGGCUGGGCAAUACGUUCCUGUCUAGCCACGGGCAUGAAUCGUGAAACACCCAAUGCAAAUACAAAGACUUGUAUGAGUAUGUCGAGAAUAUGGUGUGAGAUGAGUUUUCUCCUCGGUCGACCUGACACACUGGGGCAAGACGAGUACCAUAACCGUGUGAUGACCCCCGUCGAUGAUUCUGAGUACGCCAUCAUCUCUUCAAUGGUACAAUUCGGUCGUAUUAUGCGCAAAGUGUCCAUCGGAAUCUACCACUCCCAGCUGCCAACUCCAGAGACUAUUGGUCUAGCGUGUGAGAUAGAGCACGAAAUGGAUAGUUGGGUCGAUGCUCUACCUCAACGACGAGGUGCCUCUUUGAGAGAACCUGAUUGGCGACGGAAGCAAAGACUUGUUCUCGAACUACGAUAUCAUAAUGUAAGGAUGCUUCUCUUCCGGCCAUUUGUGACCUAUUACGCACGAGAGCGACUCCAACCAUCUGAUGAGUUGAUGGCGGCGGUCGAGAAAUGCAUAUCCUCGGCCCAGAAGACCAUCGAGAUCGUCUAUGAAGCUUAUAAGGUUCACACCUACUUUCGAACAUGGUGGUACAACACAACAUACAUUACCAUUGCAGCUUCAGUGCUCCUCCUUUACGAGUCGCAAACAAAGCAACGUUCGACCACAAGCACGCUUGCCUUAAUAGAGACGGCCAUCGAGAUCCUGGAGGUCAUGGAUGAGUCUAUUGUCGCUCGAAAUGCUGCAGAGGUUAUUCGACGCUUUGUGCGAGAGCUCAAUACCGUCCCCAACGGAGGCUCGGAUGACUCUAUGCUAGACGCUACGGCAAUAGAAAACGUCCAACAGGCCCCUACACCCGGUUCAUGGAAUCCUUUAGAUUUUGGGUUGACCGGCUUUGAAUUCUUGAAUUUUCCACUUGGGGAGAUGGAAGCUGUCUUUGAUGAACUGUACAGGAACCUUGAUCACAACGCUCAACUUGAGUAA
Molecule: messenger RNA, 1842 nt
Organism: Fusarium coffeatum
Lineage: Eukaryota; Fungi; Ascomycota; Sordariomycetes; Hypocreales; Nectriaceae
Exons: 10
Coding region: 1-1842 (613 amino acids)
Biological process (GO): DNA-templated transcription; positive regulation of transcription from RNA polymerase II promoter by galactose
Cellular component (GO): nucleus
Molecular function (GO): zinc ion binding; DNA-binding transcription factor activity, RNA polymerase II-specific; RNA polymerase II cis-regulatory region sequence-specific DNA binding
Source: RefSeq, a predicted model, not a curated record